UAUCGUUCGCGAACCAAAGCAUGCGGCGACCCAACUAAAAAGUUUAUUUCUAUCGAGUUCCUCGCUCCGGAUGGCCACGCACAUCGUCCAUCUCCAGCAAGUCGAAAAAACCAUGAACAUGCAAAAUGAUGAAUCGAUUAUAAUAUCCACGACUGUGCCGCGGAUUUUCCUCCAACGUGGAAUUUCAAGCAUUUAUAAAUCAGUCAAUCCGUGCCAACCUCAUGGAGCGACUGACCUUUCGACCUCCACGCAGCCGACCAAUGAAGCCGCCCCACGACUGGAGUGCAAAGUUUGCGACAAAAAAUUCAACCAUACCGACGAGAGAAAUUACUUUUAUCACUUGAAUCCGAAACGGUGCGAGUUUUGCUCGGAAAUUUUCGAGUGCUCUUCACUAUUCAACCGUCACAAAAGAUGGUACUGUCCGAAUUUGCCCAAGAAAGACAAAAAGAUCCGGCAGAAGUGGAAGUGCAACUCGUGCUCGCGUUUCCUGCUCAGUUUGGUCAAUUUCAAAAAGCACUGCAAAAGCGCCCGGAAGUGCCGAAAGUGCGGCGAGGCGAUCGCGUGCAUCGGCCUGGUCAAAGUGCACAGAUUGCAUUGCCCGAACCCUUCGAAACCGAAGCAGAAAAAAAUCGACCAGCAGGAAAUCAUCUCCAUGUCGUGGCUCACCUGCCAAUUUUGCCAGCAAUUCUACUCUUCGGAAAACGGGCACUUCGGGAAAACUUUCAUUAACUGCCGAAAGUGCCGGCAGAGUUUCGAUUGCAGGGGACUUUGCACCCAACACGAAGUCCAGUGCUGCGACUAUUUAAACUGCAAACCGUGCGGAAAACAUUUCAGCACAAACGUUGCUUUAAAAACGCACACCGUUCUGCGCCGAUGCAAAUAUUGCACUCACGCCAGCGAGUGUUAUUCAAAAUUCAGGCAACAUUUGUGUCCGGAAACGCCGAUGGAAACGAAGAAAAUUCAGGAAAUUCCCAUCACUCCGGAGGAAGUUUCCGAAGUCAAUCCGGAAAAGGACGAAGAGGAAAUUAUUCAGAUCGAGUACAAAGUUUUCAAGGAAGAGCAGAUCAAAGAAUGCCGCUUUUGCCAAAGUGUUUGCAAUUCGGUGGAAAAUUUCGAGUGUCACACGCGGCAGACGGACUGUCCGAGGUGCGGAUUCCCGCAACCGUGCAACACACUUUUGGCCCAUCACUUGGACAUGUGUCGAUUUGUGAAAAAACAGGAGCAUCAGUUCCGGUGCGCCGAGUGCGAACAAAAGUUUGACAAAAAGCAUCAGUUGGAUUCGCAUCAGAAGCGAUGCCACUCGAAUUCGAGAUUGGGUGAAAAAAUCUUGGACCUGCUUUUGGGCAGAGCGGCGAGUGAAACGCAGAGACGCGUUAUUGAGAAUGUUCUAGUUAAGAAGGAACCGGUUGACGUGAUUGAAAUUGAAUAGCGGCAAUUUAUCAAUUCAAUUCGUUUAUUCUCUCACAACAGGCCAAGGGACAAUUAAAAUGGAUUUGUAUAGUUUGUGCAGUUUUUUAUUCUUCUAGAUGUUUUAAAAUUAUAAUAAUACUGAUGCUAAGUCUAAAUGUUUUUAUGUUUAAUUUUUGCUAAAACAUUCAUUUUGGAAAAAUGUGGAUUGUUUCUGAUUUUAAACCUAUUAGGCUAUUAUGUUAGGACGUAAUUGUUUGGUUUUUUACUUUUUUACUCUUUUAUUAUUCUAACCAUUAAUUUUAAAUGUUUUGUUUAUUUUAAUCUUUAUUUUUUCAGGAUUUUUAAACAAUUCUUGAUAAUGUUACUUCAGGAUAUUUUAAAAUCAAAAUUCAAUUAAAAAUUGAAG
Neocloeon triangulifer is the source of this 1816-nucleotide messenger RNA. Its product is annotated as zinc finger protein 823-like. Bases 71 to 1429 code for a protein of 452 amino acids. The record is from RefSeq and is a predicted model, not a curated record. Lineage: Eukaryota; Metazoa; Arthropoda; Insecta; Ephemeroptera; Baetidae. The transcript is spliced from 3 exons.